This is a messenger RNA of Linderina pennispora, 480 nucleotides long. RefSeq names its product actin depolymerizing factor. Bases 1 to 480 code for a protein of 159 amino acids. Gene Ontology annotation, molecular function: actin filament binding. NCBI's taxonomy places the organism in Eukaryota, Fungi, Kickxellomycota, Kickxellomycetes, Kickxellales, Kickxellaceae. The transcript has 2 exons. Gene Ontology annotation, biological process: cell motility; actin filament severing; actin filament depolymerization. Gene Ontology annotation, cellular component: cytoplasm; actin cytoskeleton; actin cortical patch. The record is from RefSeq and is a predicted model, not a curated record.
AUGUGCACCAUCUGUCAUUUGUACCCGAUUCCCCUCGCGAUCGCGUCAUCUCGCCAAUGCGCAGCUGUCACUGGCGUCGCCGUUAACGAUUCGUGCCUGGAGGCCUUCACCGACCUGAAGCUGAAGCACACGUCCAAGUAUGUGGUGUACAAGCUGAACGACCAAAACACCGAGAUCAUUGUGGAUAAGACGUCGAAUGAGAAGGAGUACGACUCGUUCAUUGCGGAUCUGCCGGAGACGGAGUGCCGCUGGGCGGUGUACGACCUGGAGUACGACCAGGGCGAGGGCAAGCGCAACAAGAUCCUGUUUGUUGCGUGGUCGCCGGACCAGGCGAAGAUCAAGAACAAGAUGCUGUAUGCGUCGAGCAAGGACGCGCUGCGCAAGAAGCUGGUGGGCGUGGCGACCGACGUGCAGGCGACUGACUACGACGAGGUGUCGUACGAGUCGGUGCUGGACAAGGCGUCGCGCGGCGCGCGCUAA